Messenger RNA from Brienomyrus brachyistius, 2324 nucleotides. It is a transcript of the gene c1qtnf4, whose product is annotated as C1q and TNF related 4. NCBI's taxonomy places the organism in Eukaryota, Metazoa, Chordata, Actinopteri, Osteoglossiformes, Mormyridae. The record is from RefSeq and is a predicted model, not a curated record. Gene Ontology annotation, molecular function: protein binding. The transcript has 2 exons. The coding region runs from base 236 to 1345 and encodes 369 amino acids.
GCUUCCAGCCUGUACAAGCUCUACACACAGCCUUCUGGAGAGCAGCAGAUUGAGCUGCUCUCGCAAUUUCUGGAUAGCGGCUUCUUGUGUUGGGUCCAGCCUAUCCUUCUCUGCUUGCAAACAAGGUGUAUUCAGUGCAGCCCCAGAGACUGACUCUCAACUGCCUCACGUCUGGAUUCAUUCUGGCUGAAUUGAGAAGAAUUGGAAAUAUCCCUUUCCUGCAGGCACAGAAGAAAUGGCAGCAUUUUUCCUGAUGGGCUUAUUAUGUCACGGGAUCUGUGUGUGGGCAUCAACCCACACCCCAGACAAUGCAAUGGAGCAGCGAUCAGCCUUUUCUGUGGCUCGGACCAGCAGCAUGGAGGGGGGCCCCAAGAUGGUGGUGACCUUUGACAAAGUUUACGUCAACAUAGGCCAUGACUUUGACCCCAAAACUGGCAUUUUUCGCUGCCGCAUUCCUGGUGCAUACUACUUCUCCUUCACGGUGGGCAAGUUCCCCCACAAAGACCUGUCGGUGAUGCUCAUGAAGAAUAAAAAUGAGGUGCAGGUGAUUAUUUAUGAUGAGAACUAUGGUGAGGAGCGGAAGGUGCAGAGCCAGAGUGCCAUGCUGCAGCUGGACUUUGGUGACACCGUCUGGCUCCGGUUGCAUGGGGACCCCAAGUACGCCAUCUACAGCAACACGGGUCACUACACCACCUUCAACGGCUACCUAAUCUACCCAGACACCUAUCCCUAUCAGAAGACCAGACAACAAGACACUAUCCACAGUUAUGGCAAAGAAGUGGACCACCAUCACGGAUUUUCCGAUGACAUGCUAUCGGAUCAGACCUUUCAGAAGAUUGAAGGAGAAGAAGGUGAAGAUGAGGAGCAUGAGGAAGAGGACCCUCGUUCAGCUUUUUCAGUAGCCCGCACUCAGAGCAUUGUAGGUCAGGAUACGGACAUCAUCAAGCACUUACCCAUCAUUUUUGACACGGACUUUGUCAACAUUGGUGAGGACUUCAACAUCUCCAGUGGCAUUUUCACCUGCCGCGUUCCGGGAACCUACUACUUUUCUUUCAACAUUGGAAAGUUACCCCACAAGAUCAUGUCUGUUAAACUGAUGAAGAACCAUUUGGAGGUGCAAGCGAUGAUUUACAAUGAUAGUGAUGGUAAGAAGGCCCUACAAAGUCAAAGCCUGAUGUUAACACUGCAGCGGGAAGACACCAUCUGGCUCUUCAGCCAUCAACAUGAUGGCUAUGGUGCCUAUAGCAACCAUGGGAAAUAUAUAACCUUUACAGGCUUCCUGGUCUAUCCUGAGCUUCCCAGGCACAGACCACAGCUGACCAGACAGCCUGAAAAGAAGAUAUAAACCUGCUUGAACUUCGUUUUUUCUUUUUUGGGCAUGAAUGCCUCUUUUCAAAGUUCUCCAUUGCUGUUUUUCUUACACUUACGAGGCCCUUAUCAUUUUUCAACACAGGUCAUAUUGCUUCCUUGGUCUGGAAUGAAUUUUCCCAUGAAUUAUUCUUAAGACUAACUGUGGGGUAAAAGGAAUAAUACAUCAACAAUCGCUAUUUUCAUUUUCUCCCAACAUUCCACAAAGAUUUCUGUGUACAUCAUAGAAUUUUGAUUUGAAUACACUGUAAGGUGUUUACUGUGUGGUGUGUGCUGAUUUUCCGAGAUUUUAAAGUCACUUUGUAAUUUGAUUUUUAUACAUUAAAAAGAUAUUGGCACUGAAGAACCCGAAUCACCUCUUUGUCAUCAAACCAACAUCAUAACUGUGUCAACAAAUGGUUUUAGAUGUGUUUCACCUCAUUCGAAACCCGAAUGUCUUCAUUUGAUGCUUGUGUACUAUUUUCCGUCAUUUGAAAUGUAUUGGAAGUUAAAAAAAAAAGGUUGUCACAGGUACCAUAUUAUUUUUCUGUACAUAGGUGUCAAUUGUCAAAAACUAUUAAAUGGUUAUCAUCAGUUUUACUGUCAAAUACAUUAGAUUUAAAUGGAAGUUCUGAAUCCUUAAGGACAAUAUUAAAUGCAUUUAUAUGGUCCUGUGGCAAUGAAUAUAAAUUGUCUAGAAUAAUGUGAACAAGGCCUACAAUUAGAAGACAAUACUUUGUUUAUCUGCGAACAACUUAGAUGUAUUGCAGGUGCAUUGCUCAUUAUCUGCAUGCUAACACAUUUGGGCUUGUAUAAUGCAAGAGAGUAUUUCAUUGUAAACACUGUAACAAGUGAAACACAUUUAAUUGCAGGCGUAAGGAUUUUGUUAUACGUUGGUGAUACCUGUGUCAUUGAUGCUGUUAUUCGUGGGUAUGUGCACAUGUGACAAAAGAAGAAAAUAAAAGAUUUUUAUUUAA